Molecule: messenger RNA, 1690 nt
Organism: Sitodiplosis mosellana (orange wheat blossom midge)
Lineage: Eukaryota; Metazoa; Arthropoda; Insecta; Diptera; Cecidomyiidae
Product: E3 ubiquitin-protein ligase TRAIP-like
Exons: 4
Coding region: 138-1421 (427 amino acids)
Source: RefSeq, a predicted model, not a curated record
AUCGGUUGCUGCAAAUGACACUUCACGUUUUGGAGGUAAAAUAUUCGUACGGCAGGACCAAACAAAAGUACAGAAAAACAAUCUAUGGAUCGUAGGCCAGCUGAUUGUGCAACAGAACCAUUUUACAUUGCCACACAAUGAAUAUCAGUUGUUCAAUUUGUGCGGAACUUUUUCGUGGGCCUGAUGCACAUAAUUUACAUGUAACACGAUGCGGUCAUGUCUUUCACAACGAGUGCUUAGCAAAGUGGCUCGAAAGGAAGAAUACGUGCCCAGAAUGUCGCAGCAAGACGACAUCGGCGACAGUGAUUCGUUUGUUUGUAAAUAUCGUUGACAGUACAUAUGAUGAGAACGUCGACGGUCCACCAGAUUUAGUCGGUUUACAAAAUGAAAAUGACAACUUGAAAUUUCGACUGAUCGAAAAGGACGGUGCGAUAAAAUCGAAGGAAGACGCACUCAAUCGGCUGCAAGAAGAAAAUAGAAAACUCAACACGGGACAAAUGAAAACUCGAGAAUUGAUACUCACUUUAGAACAUAAAUUAGAACAAAGUAAAGUUAUCACUAACCAAUACAAUGAUCAGAUCAGAGCAUUAAAAUCUCGUGUGAAUGAAAUCGACCACCUGAGAGAGAAAUUGAAAGAGGCAAACGAGAAAAAUAAGACAGCGGAACUAGUGCAACAUCUAAUCACUGGCUCUCAACAAGAGACUGAAGAACUACUUAAAGAAAGUCGAACUAUGACUGAACUGGCCACAAUGGUGACCACAUUAAAACGAGAAUUACGUAAUUGUAACGCUAAACGUGCACAAGUCCGAUCCAACGCCGAAGAGUUGUCGAAACAGUUGAAAUUGUGCAAAGAUGAAAAAUCGAAACUAGAGGAAAAGUGCUCCAUUUUGGAGAGCAAACUAUUUCAAUUGGAAAGCAACAGAGAAAAUAAGAAUGAUUCAAGUGAUCGUCUGAACAUCAUCGACAAUGCUAUCGAGAAUAAAUCGCCAACCGAACAACAGUCAGCCAAAAGGAAAUUUGGUGAACACUUGUCAUUGCCGAGAAAGGUGGCAAAACUUGAAACGACACGUAAUGUAUCGCCAUCGAUGUGUGUCAAAGCCAGUAGCAUUGCAGGUUUGUCACCACUUCUCAAGCGAACCAAAUCGGCCGAUUUACAUAAAUUGUCACCCGUCAACGAUGAAAAGAGUGAAACUUACUCCAUUCUGAAAAAACCCCGACUGAUCCAGCAUCAUGCGAAAAAAUCCGAACUACGCCCAUUACGACUCAACAAAGUGCCGACUCUAUCAAGCGUUGACGAAGCCAGCACAUCAUCAAGCGAUCCAUCACAAGCAUCCAAAGAACUUCCUCCCAGCAGUUUAAGCAGUAGGUUUACGAAUUUAAAUAAUCGUUUUCGUUUGGGUUCCCUAUCCAAACCAAACUAACUAGAUGUAUCUAUUAUUGAACCAUUGAACAAUGCUUUUGUAUAUUUUAGUGAAUAAGCAAUUGUACUGGAAAUAAGUAAGUUGAGUGACGCGGUUUGUUUAAUGCAAGCAACAUUAGCAUAAUGCAGGCUGUUUGUUUUCUGGUUUUUUUUUUGUACUAAAUUUGAUAAGAAAAAUAUGUUCGUAAGGAAAUGGUGUCUAUUCUUCGAUUAGAUAUCCUAAUCGAAUUAAAUACGACGAUAUGAAUAAAAAAAACUUGAUUAAACGAA